AUGAAUUCAAUUGUUCGAAAAGUUUGCGUCCUGUUAUUCAUUCUGUCCAAUUACGCCAUCAACUGGAUUCUCGGGAAGGCCCUACAUGAAGAGGACAAUCUCAAGCUUGCAACCCAACGCCGGCGUACUGACCUUGAGUACACCAAUGAUUUCACCUUGCUAUCGUCAAUCUUUGGUGACCUACAGUCUAUGGUUUCACGGGGGGCAAACGUGAGUUCAGAUUGUAUACGGCGGAAUCACCUACUUGACAUUGGAAAGUCAUGUGAUAACGAAAAGAUUGUGUUUCUUUCCGGUGACUUGGUGAUAUGCGAGAUAGGACUGUCCUUCCGAGAAAAAAUGUGUGAGACAAGACAGGGUGGACCAACCGAGGUUCUAGAGGUCACUAGUGCUUCACCGAAGGUCAAGGCAGAUGGAGGAAGUCUGGAUGUCGACCGACUGUUCAGCUAA
Dibothriocephalus latus is the source of this 447-nucleotide messenger RNA. The record is from the annotation of a GenBank genome assembly. Lineage: Eukaryota; Metazoa; Platyhelminthes; Cestoda; Diphyllobothriidea; Diphyllobothriidae.